AUGAACUCUCCAGCCAUGAACAAUGCCCGCUUCCCGACCAAAAGAUCAACCAAACGAAUAUCUGCAAAUCUGUCAGGAGGAAGUCUUCCCAUUCCGGGCAUUCCUCAAUGGGUCCAAUGGUUGGUUGUUGCUAUCAUAUUUGCAGUACCUGCUUACAGACAGUUCAGAGCAAUGAAAGAUAAGGUGGAGAAGGCAGCAGAGGCUGCGAUCGAGGUGAUCGACAAAGUGGCAGAGGAGACGGAGAAGAUCGCCGACGAGGUCGCUGACGCUUUCCCCGGCAAUGAGAUGCUCAAGCAGGCAGCCUCCAAGAAUAAGGCGGUCGCAGAUGAGGUCGAGGAAGAUGCCGAUAAAGCCGAGGCCCUGAUCGAGAAGGUUGACGAGAUAAAGGAAAAGAUCGAUUCCAUAGUCGAUCCUGUAAUCGACAAGGUCGUCAAGGAGUAACCUUGGAGAAGCAGAGCUCAAGGAGAGGAGAGAAAUAAAAGAAAAUCAGGCAGCUUUUGUUUCGCAGAACAUUGCAGACACUUGUUCCUGUUUGAAUCCCACCAAACUUUAGCUCC
Setaria italica (foxtail millet) is the source of this 557-nucleotide messenger RNA. RefSeq lists its product as uncharacterized. Lineage: Eukaryota; Viridiplantae; Streptophyta; Magnoliopsida; Poales; Poaceae. Bases 1 to 441 code for a protein of 146 amino acids. The transcript is spliced from 5 exons. The record is from RefSeq and is a predicted model, not a curated record.